Anopheles stephensi (Asian malaria mosquito) is the source of this 1004-nucleotide messenger RNA. Its product is annotated as trypsin-4-like. The transcript is spliced from 2 exons. Gene Ontology annotation, biological process: proteolysis. Lineage: Eukaryota; Metazoa; Arthropoda; Insecta; Diptera; Culicidae. Gene Ontology annotation, molecular function: serine-type endopeptidase activity. The record is from RefSeq and is a predicted model, not a curated record. The coding region runs from base 117 to 902 and encodes 261 amino acids.
GUAUAAAAUCAGAAACAAUAUCCUCUACCGGCAUCAGUCUUCGGGCCAGCUUUCCAAUCACAGGAAGAUUCUUAAUAGAUCAUAAAACAAUUAAGCAGGCGAAAGGAAGCAGUGUAAUGGCGAAUCGAUUUGUAUUGACGUUUGGUUUGCUGCUGGUUGUUGUGGCAACGGUCGCAUCAGCCCGUUUUGUAGCGCCACGACGCCGUGCGCAGAUUGUUGGCGGUUUCCCGAUCGACAUCGCUGACGCACCGUUCCAAAUUUCGCUGCGAGAGGACGAACGCCCCAUCUGCGGUGGUUCGAUCAUUUCGCCAAACUGGAUCCUAACGGCUGCCCACUGCGUUGAUGGUGUGCCAGAGUCGAAGGUGUCCAUUCGGGCCGGCUCAACGUACAAGCAACAUGGAGGCGUUAUUCGCAACGUUAUACGCAUUGUGCUUCAUCCGGCUUGGGAUCGGACCACCAACAACGGUGACAUUGCGCUGAUGGAGCUGGAGGAUCCGCUGCCACUGGACGGUCAAACAAUCGCUUCCAUCCAAAUGCCCGAACAGGACGAGGAGGAUCCGGUGGAAGGGUCGAAGGCGAUGGUAACUGGCUGGGGCAAGACACUGAACGUUUACCACUCGAACCUGAUCCUGCGGGCCACCUUCGUGCCGAUCGUACACCGGGACAACUGCCAGAAGGCCUACCAUCGGAGCCACACCAUCUCGGAGCUGAUGCUGUGUGCGGGCUUUAUUGGUGGCGGUCAUGACUCGUGCCAGGGUGAUUCCGGUGGCCCGCUGGUGGUGGGUGAUCAGUUGGUGGGGGUGGUGUCCUUCGCUAUUGGAUGCGCUAGUCCAGGCUUCCCGGGCGUAAAUGCACGCGUUGCGGCCGUGCGCGAUUGGAUUCGUGAAGUAAGCGAUGUUUAAAUUGUGAACAUGAAAACAGUUUAACUGCUUUACUUGUGGUUUGAGAUGAUGAUCAUGAAGCAAAAAGAUUAAAUUAAAUAUAUUUAUUGUUUGCAAAGUUUA